AUGUCCCAGCACCUGUUCCUUCCACUUGUAAUCAUGGUUAUUAGCUCCAUCCCAGGAGCUUUCCAGGAUGCAGCCCUCAGCCCUACCCAAGAGGAACCUCAAGACUUAGCUUUCACCUUCCGCUGCGGCUGCCCUGAGCCCUCUUCCCGAAUCGUGGGGUGCUCAGAUCCACAGCUAGGCACCUGGCCGUGGCAGGUGAGCCUGCAUCAAGGUGAGAGCGGCAUCUGCGGGGAUUCCCUCAUCGCCCCAUCCUGGGUCCUCUCUGCGGCUCACUGUUUCGUGACGAAUGGGACCUUAGAGCGCGCGGCGGAAUGGUCAUUCCUACUGGGCGUGCACUCCCAGGACUGGCCCCUGGACGGCGCAGUCCGCGCAGUGGCUGCCAUCCUGGUGCCGGACAACUGUAGCACAGUGGAACUGGGCUCCGACGUGGCCCUGCUGCGGGCGCUGGGCCCAACAGUGCAGCCCGUCUGCCUGCCCCGAGCCUCGCAUCGUUUUGCUCACGGCACCGCCUGCUGGGCCACUGGCUGGGGAGACGUCCGGGAGGCGGAUCUUCUGCCUCUCCCCUAGCUAAGGCUGCUGGGAGAGGCUGCCUGUCAGUGUCUCUACAGCCGGCCUGGCCCUUUCAACCUGACUUUCCAGCUGUUGUCAGGGAUGCUGUGUGCUGGCUAUCCAGAGGGACGCAGGGACACCUGCCAGGGUGACUAUGGGGGACCCCUGGUCUGUGAGGACGGCGGCCGCAGCUUCCUGGCGGGAAUCACCAGCUUUGGCUUUGGCUGUGGAAGGAGGAACAGCCCUAGAGUGGCUCCCUAUGAGGCCUGGAUACGGGGAGAUGUGGCGGGUUUAGAGCCUAGGCCUGCCUUUCCUAGCCAGCCCCAGAAAUCUCAGUCGGACCGCGAGGAGCCCAGGUGACCUGCAGAGGCCUCUCAUCUCUCAGAGUGCGGGAAGGCUCAGCAGCCAGGGGUCUGGCCCUGGGAGGCCCAGGUGAUUGUGCCAGGCUCUAGAUCCUGCUAUGGAGCUCUGGUGUCUGAAAGCUGGGUCUGGGCACCCGCCAGCUGCUUCCCGGACCAGAUCACCUCCGAGAGCCCACCCGGAAACCUGGAUGCCUGGCACGUGCUGCUGCCGCCGCGUGCUCUGGCUGAGCGGGUGGCGAGCCUCGUUGCUCAGGAGAACGCGUCGUGGGACAGCGCCUCCGACCCCGCGCAGCUGCGCGCUCCCGUGAACCUGGGCGCGGCCCCGCGAGCCGUGUGCCUGCCUCACCGCGAACAUUACUUCGUACCCGGGAGCCGCUGGCGCCUGGCUCGCUGGGGCCGCGGCGAGAGAGCCCCGGGCUCCGGCGCACAGCUCGAAACCGAGCUGCUGAGCGGCUGGUGGUGCUGCCUGUAUGGCCGCCAGGAGGCGUCAGUGCCGCCACCUGGACACCCGACGCACCUGCUUUGCCCCGCCUACCUGGAGGAGGAAGAGGCGGGCCGAUGCUGGAAUGAUUCCAGUUGGAGCCUUCUGUGUCGGGAAGAGGGGACAUGGUUCCUGACUGGAAUCAGAGACUUCUCAAGCAACUGCCUCUGUCCCCGAGCCUUCUCCCCGCUGCAAACCCACAGCCCAUGGAUCAGCCAUGUGACUCGGGGCACUUAGCUGGAAAACCAGCUAGCCUGGGACUGGGGCCCUGAGGGGGAGGAGACUGAGACACAGACUUGCCCCUCACACAGUGAGUGUGGUGCCUGUGGCCUAAGACCAAAGACCACUCCAGCCGGUGUGUUGUGGCCCUGGCUGGCAGAGAAGUAUGUGUCUGGUGAUCAAGUCUGUACUGGGAUCCUCGUGGCCCUGGGCUGGGUCCUGUCGGCCACACACUGUAUUCUCAGGCUGGGCUCUACAACAGUGCCUUACAUUGAUGUGUAUCUGGGCCGGGUAGGGGCCAGCCCAUUCCCACAGGGCCGGCCAGUGACCUCAGCACCUCCCCUCCUAUGCCAAACUGAGGAAGGCCCCUGGGUUCUCAUGGGCAUGGCUGUCCAUGGGAGCCGUGAGCUGUUUGCAGCCAUUGGUCCUGAAGAGACCAGGAUCUCCCAGACAGUGGGAGAAGCCCAUUUCCUUCAACCUAGUGGCCCUCCCUACUGGCCUCCUGAAGGCAGUAACCUCUGUCCCCCAGACUUGGCAGGAGCUUCGAGCUCCCUGAGGGUUACUACUCUGCUCCUGCCCUUACUGGCUCAACUGAUCCAGGACUGAGUCUGGCUCCUCAGUGACUUCUUCAGGCCAUCCAGCAGGGCUGGAAUGUGGUCCAACCAGCCAGCUCCUGGGCCUGGAAAGGGCCUCAUCCACCCAGACUGCAGCAGCUUUCAGAUAAUUGGACCUCAAUGCUGGCUACUAAGACCCAAAAAUCCUUGGAGGUAGGGGAGGAGCAGACAAUAAAGAUGUAAA
Messenger RNA from Nannospalax galili (Upper Galilee mountains blind mole rat), 2409 nucleotides. RefSeq names its product serine protease 36 (gene Prss36). The record is from RefSeq and is a predicted model, not a curated record. Lineage: Eukaryota; Metazoa; Chordata; Mammalia; Rodentia; Spalacidae. Gene Ontology annotation, molecular function: serine-type endopeptidase activity. Gene Ontology annotation, biological process: proteolysis.